CAGGCGGCACGCGUGUUAUUCACGCACGGGUCGAAACAAUGAGUACCCCCCUCCCCUGUUUACCGAUUACAGGCGUGAAUAUAAUACACAGGCGCGUGUUAACAAUGCGAGGCACGGAUUGCGUUGUUUAUCUAGAAAAUUUUUUUCGCGUUAGGAAGGUCCUCGGUUUUAAUAUUUUUUUGCCGGUCGCGCGCGUGCGCGCGGGCUUUCGCGUUCUGUCGGGAAAACGCCGAGAAGGUGGGACCGCGCGACAUAUUACGCGCUCAGCGGCUGCUAAAACAAUGUAUAAACCUAAAACGAAAAAAAAAAUGUAUAGGUAGUUAAAUAAUAGAAAAAUACGCCUAGUAAUGCGCGUACCUACAUGCAGCUGUACCUAACCGCGUACACGGGCCGGCCGGCGGCGUCAGUCAAAAGCGCGCGCGCCUAGUAGGAUCGUCGUCGUCGUCGAAUAGCUGCAGGUACCUAUUACCUAACACGCCGUCGCCGAACCGCGCUCGAUAUAUUUCGCGACAACGAUCGAUAGGAUUUUGCGCCGAUCGAUAGAUCCACAGAAAAUCGCUUUGCCCGCGUCGAUCGUCAAUCAAACUCCUAUACUAUAAUAUUAUAUAAAUCGCAAUCGUAGCGCAUUUCGUCGACGACGGCCCAAAAUGAAAACGACACGUCGACGACGGAGCCGGAGACCGUAAAACGUAUUAUAUAUAAUAACGUCAUUUCGUCGUCGUAUACACGAUAUAUUAUGUGAUACCCCGAGUUCCCUGACUUGACCGAUCUUGAUGUCAUUGUUAUCUUAAUGCUGUUAAUAUAAUAUCGUCGGCAAUCGAUCCCCGUGCGUGCCGGCAUUCCAGAGCGAGCGGAUGCUGCCCGAGGCGUCGUUAAUCAUCUGCACCGCAGGCCAAAAGUCCUAUAUCGCCGCCGACCACGAUGACCGUCAGCUACCAGUCCAAGGUGUCGUCGUCGAGCAGUGCGGGAUUCACCAAACUGUUGUUCCUGUGGCGGGGAAGUCUGUACCAGGUACUGUACAGAGAACUGCUGUUGUUCAUGGUGGCUUUCAUCAUCAUCAGCGCCCUGUACCGGAACGCGUUCACCGUCGAGCAAAAAGAAAUAUUUGAAAAAAUAGUUCGAUAUUGUGAUGCCUUUAUUAGUCAACUACCAUUGUCGUUCAUCUUAGGAUUUUAUGUGACAUACGUGGCCAAAAGAUGGUGGAACCAAUACUUGGCCAUUCCGUGGCCCGACAGAGCAAUGCACGUAAUAUCAAUGUAUGUAGAGGGCAAUGACGAUUAUGGUUGUAUGAUUCGAAGAUCGCUAAUGAGAUAUUUGAUUUUGACAUUGAUUUUGGUGUUGCGUUCUAUCAGUUCGCCGGUGAAAAAACGUUUUCCGACAUUGGAACACGUCGCUGAGUCAGGUUACAUGACCGCCGAUGAGAUCGAAGUAUUUUAUUCGCUCCCCAAGGUAGAAUUUAAUACUUAUUGGGUGCCUUGCACUUGGUUCAUUAGUUUGUUGAAAGAGGCGAGAAAAUCCAAGCGAAUAGAAGAUUCUGAAGGAGUCAAACUCAUAAUGCAGGAAUUUAUCGACUUCAGAUCAAAAUGCGGUUAUCUGUGGAGUUACGAUUGGAUCAGCAUACCUUUAGCGUAUACACAGGUCGUUACAAUUGCAACGUAUUCGUUUUUCAUUACUGCCGUUGUCGGGAGGCAAUACGUGGAAGGAUCAAACAAAAUGCUGCAAACAGAACUCGAUGUGUAUAUACCGGUGUUUACAAUUGUACAGUUUUUAUUCUUCAUGGGACUAUUAAAGGUAGCUGAACAAUUAAUAAAUCCUUUUGGUGACGACGAAGAAGAUUUUGAAUUAAAUUAUUUAAUCGACAGACACACAAAGGCAGCCUUUUUGGCGGUAGAUUAUCUUGCUAAAAUUAAAAUUCCUCUGGUCAAAGAUAUUUACUUCAACGAAUUGGAAGUAUCGAUUCCUUACACGAGCGCGGCCGCGCCGUUCAAGAAAAAAACGCAUAGAGGAUCAGUUCACCACAUGCCUGUUCCCGAAGACCAACACAUGAUGUUCUUACCCGAAAUCAUAGAAGAGGUAGACCCCGACCAAUCGAAAACCAGAAGGACUUCAACGUGUUCGAACAAAAGUGAAGGAAAAAUCAACUCGAACUGCAGGGAUAAAUUCAAUGAUUCCUUUGGCAUUAUGCAGGUAGUGCAACAGCGGUCGACGAUGAGCGGCGAAGGACCAAAUUCAAAUGCGCCGACCAAACGCGGGGGCGGCGGCGGUUUCAAACAGUUGGCUCAACGGAAGUCGGACGCAACACAACCGGUCGUACUGGUGUCGAUGACCCGACGGCCGAGCUGCAAUUCGGGACAGUGGAAGCCGUUUAAGUGGAAAUCGUCGGACCUCGGCGAACAGCGACGCGCUUCCAUCGGAGGCGGUUCGCGCCCGGAACUGCAGCAUCAGCAGACGAACGUGGAUCUGCAGAGAAGUGUCCGACCGGAAACGGUGACGAUAGUACCGGAAGGACGGGUCAACGCAGCGUUCGUACCGGACAGACUGCAGAACGACGUGUGAUCCGGUGACAGCACGGUCUCUGCGGGAACAGCCACGCGGUGCAACCCCGCUAAUAUCGGAGGUCCCUUUAAAAAGUUACUAUUUAUAAGUCAUAUACAUAUAUGUUAUGAUGCAUUAAUUAUAUUUCUUCCCGGCAUUUGAUAAAAGCGAAAAUGAGUUUUAAAAAGAAAACAUCUUUACUAUAGAGGUAUCUAUCAUGACUCAACGUGUAUUCAUUUAAACCGAGACAGGAUAAGAAAAACAGGUACGAGUAAUUUUUUAAAACGCUAUUUUUCUCGACCAUCAGCAUUACGUCCCCUCUAAUUCCGGUAUUGCGUGUUACUCGACAGUGCCGUAUUUAUAAAGGAUUGUCGUCGACUUUUUUGAUACCAAAUCAUCUCAACCAUAAUUUAAUAACUCCGAUUCCGGAUUAUACCUUAGAUAAUGUAUAUAUACUUAUUAUUUCGGUAACAUGUGUAUAGUUAUCCGAGUUAUCGCACAACGGGUCAUACACUAACCAUUUUUACAAAUCCACAGGUUUUUUACAGUGUUCAAUUAUUAUUGACCAUCCUCGCGCCCCAUGAGAAAUAUCAGCGGCGUAGCUGCAGGUAUAAAAUACCUAUAAUAUUCUUAUGGAAUUCUUCAGUGCUGCGGGUCGCGACUCUUCAAUCUAAAAAAGUACAGUACAUUCUUACGUUAAAAAAAUUCCUAAAUACGCUACUGACACUUCGGUAUUUAUUAAAUCGUUUUUUUCAAAUGUUUAAUAAAAUUAAAUAAAGUCCUUUUGAACUGAAAUGUUAAAGAGUAUACAUUUUUACUCUCGAGCAAUUGACUUAAAUUAAAACUUUACCAAAUAGAUCUUUCUGAACAGGUCGUUAGACAGAACUCUUUUAUUUUAAACCAACAAAAUGUCAUUAAAAUUCCGAAUUAUUCUACUAUGUAGAAAAUAAUAUAGUACCUAGAUGCAUUUAUUUUAAGAGAGACUAAUUAGUAGUUACGUAUUAGUAGGUAAUAAUUUAUUCGAAUUGUUCAUAGUCCUAUUUUUGACAUAAUCUUUUCACCUGUAAUUUUAAUCGUGUACAAUUAUUUUUUGUCCAAUUCAUCAUUAGAUUAUACUGAAAAAAUUACAUUAUAUAUAUAAUAAAUGUAACGAUAUAAUCAUAAAUAAUAACAUAUUACGUGUUAACAGAGUAGCCAUCGGGGUUGUGUAUAAGGAUUUUAUUUUUCCACAAGUGCUGUUUGACGAACCUUUUCUGUAAGCCAUAGUAUUUGAAAUCCUCCCAGACGAGUCAUGACGUCUUCGCCUCUACAGUAAGAAUAGGUAUUCAUAAUAAACUUUACUUAUAAACUCGGCGUCUUACUGACGUCUUGCCCAGCAUGAGUUUACAGAACAAUUUUAAAUGCCUCGUACCAUUAAAUUAUUUUAUUGUAAAUAUUUAUAUAUAAUAUAUUAUAACACGGUAAUAGUUGUAGAUCGGUUUACUUUUAUACAUAUAUUUAUAUACGUUUCAUGCGUAUUGUAUAAAUAGUAUGUACUGUGACACUGUGUAUACACCUUAUCGUUAUAAAAAAAAAGUAUAUAUUUUAUUGUAAUAUUGUACAUUGAAAACUCGUCUAGCAAGCGAAACGAUGACAAUCAUUAUGCCGAUUUAUAUGUUUCAAAAAUUAUAUAUGAUUUACACAUCAUAAUAUUGCACAAUUGCCUACCUAAUAAUAUAAGCUUAUUAUUAUAUUUUGUUAGUAAUAUAUUAUUAUGUUGUAUUAUGAUAAUAUAAGAAUUCUAUGUAAAAUAUUUCAAUAUAUAUAUAUUUUAAUAAAUGCAUAGUUUACCCGUUACGUGCUUAUAUAUAACC
Molecule: messenger RNA, 4388 nt
Organism: Aphis gossypii (cotton aphid)
Lineage: Eukaryota; Metazoa; Arthropoda; Insecta; Hemiptera; Aphididae
Product: bestrophin-2-like
Exons: 10
Coding region: 922-2556 (544 amino acids)
Molecular function (GO): chloride channel activity
Source: RefSeq, a predicted model, not a curated record